This is a messenger RNA of Emiliania huxleyi CCMP1516, 849 nucleotides long. RefSeq lists its product as hypothetical. Lineage: Eukaryota; Haptophyta; Isochrysidales; Noelaerhabdaceae. The coding region runs from base 1 to 849 and encodes 282 amino acids. The record is from RefSeq and is a predicted model, not a curated record. The transcript is spliced from 4 exons.
AUGGACGCGCUGCUCGAAGAAUGCACCGAUGCGGGGCUCGUGGAGCACCAGUUCGGCCGCGGCUUCCGGCUCGCGGUGGACGUCGUCGACAGCGACAGCGUGCCGCCCCCCACCGACGACCCCGCCGGCUUCUGGCUGGGGGCGGAGCUCCGGCACGAGCUCGCCGGCACCAUCACCAGCGCCGGCGGCGCCGAGGGCGCAGCGGGCGACGCUGCCGACGAAGCGGACGACGCCUCGGCGCGCAAGCCCACAGAGGCGGAGGAUUCGCCCGCCUUUAGCAGCAAGUGCGGCCACUGGGCUGCGACGGGCGAGUGCUUCCUCAACCCAACCUUCAUGCUCUCCUCGUGCCAACGCUCCUGCCGCGACCUCGCCGCGGCAGACAUGACGCCCAUCGACGUCGACAACCCCCCAGAGGCGGUGCUGAAGGUGCUCUCCAAGAUCCGGCUCGGCGACGAGGACGCGCCCCCGCUCUCCGCGCCGGAGAAGCUCAAGGAGCUCAUCAAGCGCGGCGUCACGUCGGCGCAGGAGCCCGAGAUGAGGACGCUGGAGAAGAUCGUGCGCGAGGUUGCAAAGUCGACGCCGAGCUUCGUCAGCAAGGAGAAGGAGAAGAAGGGGGGCGGCGGCAAGGGCGGGGAGGGCAAGGCCUCGAAGAAGAAGAAGGGCGAGUCCAAGGGCGGCGGCAAGGCGGCGGCGCAGGGCGGCGUCGGCGACGACGACUACGCCUACGCAAAGGUGCUGAUCGAGGAGCUGCGGCCCAUCUAUGAGCGGCUGCCCACCGAGCAGCGGCGCCACAUCCUCGAGCGUCUCAUGAAGACGAAGGUGGGUGACCGCCUGACGUUUAUUGAGUAG